AUGUAUCUGGAAGAUUUUUCACUUGUAUAUCAAGAGGAUUUCUCUUCUUCAAAGCCAAGUCAUCGCGCAACUUCGAAUAACGUAAAUGAAAGAUCAGGUAAUUCGAAUGAAAGAUCAAAUAUCAAUAAUUCAAACUCUAACUACAUCAAUCAUCAAUUUGAUAAUAAUAGGGGUUUACAACAUUAUAAUUCAAAUAAGAGUUCCGAGAAUACUUUAAUGUUAAUGGAUUCAUUUUCAAAUCCUGAUACCAAUGUAGAUAAUGAAGAUGAAAAGUUUUAUAGUUUAAGUGAUUUGGAAUAUUCUGCAAAAUCAAUCACUGAAAAUGAAGAGCAGACGGAUAAUAAUAAUAUUAAUAAUAAUAAUAAUAAUAAUACUUAUAAUCUUUUCGAUUCUAAAUUAAUUGUUGACUCCGUAAAUGAUGUCACAAGAAACACUGGAACUGCAUUUUCUUUAGAUUAUCCUCUGGCAGUUUCCUACAAGAUUGAAAAUAAUAGAGUACCAACUCCAUAUUCACUUAAUUCAUCUCCAACAAAUCUUAAUGUCUCAAUGUUUAAAGAUUUUUCUUUAUUACCAAAUGUCACAAAUGACGCACUAACAACAACAACUUCAAUGAAUUCGAUUCAUUCUGAUAAUCAUAGCAUUACAAGCAGUAGUUAUAGCACUGCUAGCCUAAAUAUCGAUAAUGACAUAUUCGAUUAUAGGAAUAAUACUACCAGCAACAUAACUUUAUCAUCGCUGGCUGAGAAAAAUACCAUAUAUCCUGAAACAGUAACGACUUCUACUUAUAACAGCGAUGGCACUACUGCUAAUGAAAAUUAUUCAAAUAAUAAUGGGCAAUUUAACUAUGUUAAACAGCCAAGACAAGCUCGUUACAACAACGCUGGCACGACUAGUCACCAUCCAAGAAAAUCUAAAAGAAGAAGUAAUGCUGGUGCCGAGGAUGAUGAUGGGGACUCUAUUAAUGGUUUAAGCAAAAAAGUGUCUGACUCUCGUUUAUCAGCUCAUGGUUUAGCCGACGUUUUGCAACUGGAUUCACCUGAAGAGGCAUUAAAAAGAGAAAGACAUAUUUUGGACAUUUUUGAAAACGAAUUACAUUAUCCUCUUGGUUAUAAAACUUGGGUUCGUGAUACUACAAAGGAGUAUCGAGAAGAGUUAAUAUUGAAAUUGCAUGCAAGAGUUAGGGAAAGAUAUCCUCACUAUGAAUAUAGUUGCUCAACUCUGGAAACGAUAAUUAGGCGGGCAACAUAUUAUAUGAUGCAAAGUAGAUUAAGAAGAGAAAGAAGAGCAAAGGCUAAAGUACAAAAAUCUACAAAAUAA
Molecule: messenger RNA, 1317 nt
Organism: Vanderwaltozyma polyspora DSM 70294
Lineage: Eukaryota; Fungi; Ascomycota; Saccharomycetes; Saccharomycetales; Saccharomycetaceae
Exons: 1
Coding region: 1-1317 (438 amino acids)
Source: RefSeq, a predicted model, not a curated record